CUCACCGGCGACACGUGACUCAGCAGUCCGACGCAUUCGUUACAACAUCCCUCGUUUUGAUGAAACUAACGUGCUCGUACCGGUACGAGCUGUGUACGAGUACGAGGAAUUGGAAUUGGAAUCCUGUUUGGGAGGGACAACGAGCGCUUCUCCCCGUGCGCCGACCAAGAGAGCCACCGGACCCUCGACGACCAAACGCAGCGCCGUACCGCACCGCAUUCCUGCCAACGCACCCGCAUCGAUCCGGGUCUCUCGUUCUCUCUUGCCGACGCGCAACACCACGGAGCACGCACCAGGGCUUGGCCCGGAAGGCAGAACAAGAACAAGAACAAGAACAAGAACAACCACCGCCAUGCCGCCGGCACCGACCACCGCCAAACGGGUGCUGCUCGUCCUGCAGCUGCUGGGGGCCCCGGGGGGAAUCGCCCCGUUUCCCCUGUCUCCGCCUCUGCUUCCGCAAUCGACAAGGACAUCGACCAAGACCACGACCAAGACCACGCCAUCGAAAUUGCGAUCGCGAUUGCGGGUAAGCACUCUCGGAGAACAAACGCGCGAUCCCUUUUCCGGGGAGGAGGGGGAGCCGCGCCCGGUUCCGUUCCAAGAUGCCCAACCCGCUCCCGGCUCUCCCCAAGGCCUCCCCCGRCGGGGAAUCCUCGCGGUGGCGGUGGCGUCGGUCGCUGCGGCGGUCCCCCCGCCCCCGGUGGAAGCCAAAGCCGAAGCCGAACCUUCGGGCCCUUUCCUUGCGGCCCCCCUCGAGUUCGUCCCGGCCCUCGGGGCGUACGUGGUCCGGUACACCCUCUUCGGGGAGGCCUUUGCGGCCGUGGUCGACACCGGGAGCCCCUUCCUGACGGUCCCGUCCUACUGCCGGCCCUACCGCAACCAAAAGAUGCGCUGGGGCUGCUACCGUCCCGAGCGGACCCAGGACAGCGGCUACGCGAACACCGUCGAGGGCUUUGACAACAACUACGGUGCGUUGCGUUGCGCUGUGUGGUGUGGUGCUUUGUUUUGUUGCGCUGUGCUGUGCUGUGCUGUAGUGUGCUGGUUUGCAUUCCCCCCGCCGUGCAAUGUCGUCUCGCUGCCGCUGUCGCGCAUGCCCGCCGCCUCCUCACCUUCUUGGUUUCUGCUGCCUCGCCGUUUGUCCGUUUCGUCUCGAUCGCAAGGAGUGGUGGUGUGGAGAAAGGCCGACUUUUCGUUUCCCGGCCGCGUCUCGCCCGGGGAAGGGCCGCUGGGGGGCACGGGGGGAGCUACGGACCCUUUCCCGGUGGUCUUUGGCGUCCUAGGCGAGGAUCUGCUGAACGGAUCCGGGGGGGUCUUUUUCGGGCUGAUCAAGGAGACCGAUCGGUGGAUACGCCCCUCCUUUCUCGGCCAGGCGGGGUACGCGAGCUUCUGCGUAGAUCUGAGGCGGGGUGCCGCGGAUUCCACGGGCCCGGAACUGGUGCUGUCCGAGCGGUCCAUGAUCGGAACCACCACCCGGCAGAUUUCCGGAACGAGCAACAACAGCGGCAACAUCAGCAGCAACAGCAGCGGCAAGCACAACAGCUACGAGUACGGCGGCAUUGCCGAUUUCGUUCCCCUGGUCAGGGACCUCAAGACGCGGUACGGAGCCCCCGUGGUGCACUACACGGCCCGGGCCUCGCGGUUCGUGGUCAACGGCCUCCCGCUCCUCAUCGACCAGCGGAGAAAGCCCCUCUUUGUCAUCUUCGACACCGGAGUCAGCGGGAUGGUGGUCUCCCGGGACCUGUUCGAUGGCAGGUACCUCCAGGCCCGAAAGAACCGCGAAAAGUCGCUGUGGGGGAGCGUCGAGGUGGCCUUUCGGACCAGCGCGGGGGGGGAGGUCGUCCUGUCGGCGGAGAAGCCGAUCACGACACCCCUGGGAAAGGCCGCUCCCUGGAAGGGCUUUCGGGGAAAUCUGGUGGUGGUGGGCCUGGCCUUCCUGGACGGCCUGGCCACGACCGUGGAUGCCGACGACGGAAAAAUACGCUUCGACGAAUGAAGCAGGGAGCCCGACUCGAACGGAAUACCGAGCCGAACCGCGCCGCGCCGUGAUGCGGAUGGCAGCGUGGGUCAUGGGGCGGUACGGCUUGCCACACAGGAGCGAUGGAUUCUCUCCCCGUUCCGUUCAUGCAUUUUCCUUGCAGUGCGAGGGAAAGGGCUGCUACGGAACGCAAGGCGGCGCCGACCGACCUCGCUUGUGCCAAAACGUUCUCGCAGAAUAUCCGGCACACCAAAAGUCGAAACACGACGAAGAUACGCAGCCUCGAUUGGACGAAAUACUUCCCUUUAUGCCACGCGCACAUCCCGUCGCUUCUCGGCAGCGGCCCCGGCCGUUUUCCAGAACACUAGUCACGCCCAGUACCGGCAAUGUUCUGGCACAGGUCUACUCCAUCCACCCCAUUUUCUUACAACACGCAAGUCAACACGAUUGGACACGCACCUGCGGGAGAACGACAAAGAAGAAUUGUUUACCGGGGUGGGUGGGCGGAAAAGCGCUGAUAGAAAGGAUUUGAAAAUCAGAGGAAGCUGGAUAUAGAAGACGCCGAAUGCUGAUGCUAAUAUGAAUUGCUGAUAUAGACGAUGUACUUUGUCCUGAUCCUACUACUUCCAACGAAGAUAAUACAGUAAAUGAUAGUAUUUUCA
Messenger RNA from Pseudo-nitzschia multistriata, 2637 nucleotides. Lineage: Eukaryota; Bacillariophyta; Bacillariophyceae; Bacillariales; Bacillariaceae. The record is from the annotation of a GenBank genome assembly.